This is a messenger RNA of Homalodisca vitripennis (glassy-winged sharpshooter), 735 nucleotides long. RefSeq names its product intraflagellar transport protein 20 homolog (gene IFT20). The record is from RefSeq and is a predicted model, not a curated record. Gene Ontology annotation, biological process: protein localization to cilium; intraciliary transport; centrosome localization. Gene Ontology annotation, cellular component: Golgi apparatus; cilium; centrosome. The transcript has 4 exons. Bases 317 to 709 code for a protein of 130 amino acids. Lineage: Eukaryota; Metazoa; Arthropoda; Insecta; Hemiptera; Cicadellidae.
UCAUUUUAGAUAAUCGUAAUUAUGUAGUUUGUUUUGUGUAUUAAUGACUAAAUUUUUAGUAGCAUGGUAAAUUUUUUUAACAAGUGCCAAACAAGAUAUUCUUCGAAAUGCAAGUUUUUAAUAUUUAGUGGUAUCGAUAUUGCUCAAGUUUUUGUAAUAUUUUUUUACAUUUAUUUUGGUUAUCUAAUCCUAAAAUACAUUUUCUUUCUCUUCAAACUAUUUUGCCAACUUACAAAAGCGUGUUGUCCAGAUAGUAGAGGCCACGAGCCAGAUCUUGUGAAGAUCCACAACGUCGACAGGAUCCACCUCGACUUCAAUGUCAGACCGUCUCACAAGACUCGGGCUUCACUUUGAUGACCUCAACAAAUUGAGCAUUGUCGACCCGGAUGUGGCAGCGAAGAGUCAGGAGCUGCGCGAAGAGAGCACGGAGUUUCUUGAUAACAUAACCAGGUUCCAGGAGGUGGUGGAUGGUUUCAUCUCUGUUGUGGACUCCCUGGCACAAGAGGUGGAGAAGGAGAAGAUGAAGGCUGUCGGAACACGGAACCUGAUCCAGUCCAUGGCUAAACAACGGGAAGCCAAGGAGCAGCAAUACCACGCCCUCAUCAUAGAGAAAUCCACAGAGCUGGAACGACUGCGGAUCCAACAUCAGGCGCUGCUGCGGACAGAGGCAGAACAACAGGAUAUUAUCGAUCAGAUGGUCCUUCGUUGAUGCAAAUAUACUAUAUUUGUCACAGA